GGCCUCCUGCCUGGUCCGGCCGGCGGCUGGGGGCUGGCUGGGGGUGGGCUCCCUCUCCAGCCCCUCCCCGGCCGUAUAAAGGCCGGUUCCCCCCGCGGCCAGCCGUCCCAGCCCCGCUCGGACGCAGCGGCGGAGCAGCGGCCGUGCCGGCGGGGGGAAGGCUCCCCGAGGGGCCCCGGGGGCUGCCCCCAGCAGGGCGGGGGGCGCCGGCCAUGGCCUUCACCAUGCUGCGCCCCGUGGCCGCCCGCGUGCUCUACCCGGACCUGGGCAUGCUGUCGGAGGACGAGGAGAACCGGAGCGAGAGCGACACCUCGGACCAGUCGUACGGCUGCUACGAGGCCGUGGAGGCGCGCCGCAAGGUGGCCCGCAAGCCGGGGCCCAUGGUGAUGGUGAAGCAGAGGCAGGCGGCCAACGCGCGCGAGCGGGACCGGACCCAGAGCGUCAACACGGCCUUCACGGCCCUGCGCACCCUCAUCCCCACCGAGCCCGUGGACCGCAAGCUGUCCAAGAUCGAGACCCUGCGCCUGGCCUCCAGCUACAUCUCGCACCUGGCCAACGUGCUGCUGCUGGGCGAGGGCUGCGAGGACGGGCAGCCCUGCUUCAGUGCCAUCUACGGGGCCAAGGGCGACCUGGACAGCAAACAGCCCCGCAGCAUCUGCACCUUCUGCCUCAGCAACCAGCGCAAAGGGGGCGGCCGGAGGGACCUCGGGGGCAACUGCCUGAAGGUGCGGGGGGUCACCCCGCUGCGGGUGUCGCGGAGAUGAGCCGGGGCCGCGAGCACCCCACCGGAGACAGCGGCACAGCCGGCCGCAGCCCGCGCGCGCCAGCCCCACAG
Molecule: messenger RNA, 835 nt
Organism: Oxyura jamaicensis (ruddy duck)
Lineage: Eukaryota; Metazoa; Chordata; Aves; Anseriformes; Anatidae
Gene: TCF15
Product: transcription factor 15
Exons: 3
Coding region: 213-764 (183 amino acids)
Biological process (GO): developmental process; regulation of transcription by RNA polymerase II
Molecular function (GO): DNA-binding transcription factor activity, RNA polymerase II-specific; protein dimerization activity; RNA polymerase II transcription regulatory region sequence-specific DNA binding
Source: RefSeq, a predicted model, not a curated record